GUUUCCCGGAAUGUCGGUGGUGCGUGCUCGGUCUGAUAGGAAAGUUUACCAUGCUGGAAUCAAAAAGAACGUAAUUCCUGCAGAAAUAUCGGAAAAUCCAGAAUUAUUGGAAGCUAUCAAAGUGCUACCCAGCAAUUAUAAUUUUGAGAUACCCAAGACAAUCUGGCGUAUUAUUCAAAGUAAGUCGAAAUGUGUGGCUCUUCAGAUGCCAGAAGGCUUGCUGAUGUUUGCUUUGGCCGUCGCAGAUAUCGUCGAAAAGUUUUCGAAAGCGGAGGUAGUGAUACUUGGUGAUGUCACAUACGGUGCCUGUUGCGUCGAUGAUUUCACGGCUCGAGCCUUGGGAGCUGAUUUUUUGGUUCAUUAUGGCCACAGUUGUUUAGUUCCAGUCAAUGUUACUACCGAUAUCAAAGUUUUGUACGUGUUCGUCGACAUUAAAAUCGAUGCCGAACAUUUCUUAAAAACUAUGAAACACAAUUUUUCUCAAGAAACCUCAUUGGCUUUAUUGAGUACCAUCCAGUUUGUUUCGUCUCUUCAAGCCGUGGCUGCAGAAUUAAAGGAAAAUUAUAAAGUAACAAUUCCUCAACGAAAACCUCUUUCUCCUGGAGAAGUUCUGGGUUGCACGGCACCUGUUUUGAAGGAUGUCGAAGUAGUGGUAUUUGUUGGCGAUGGAAGAUUCCAUUUGGAGGCCGUGAUGAUUGCCAAUCCUUCCGUUAAAGCUUAUCGGUAUAAUCCAUAUGACAAAAGUUUCACUCAUGAAAAAUAUGAUAUUGAAAGGAUGACUUCAUUUCGAGAGAAAUGUAUUGAA
Molecule: messenger RNA, 805 nt
Organism: Centruroides sculpturatus (bark scorpion)
Lineage: Eukaryota; Metazoa; Arthropoda; Arachnida; Scorpiones; Buthidae
Product: 2-(3-amino-3-carboxypropyl)histidine synthase subunit 1-like
Exons: 2
Biological process (GO): protein histidyl modification to diphthamide
Molecular function (GO): 2-(3-amino-3-carboxypropyl)histidine synthase activity
Source: RefSeq, a predicted model, not a curated record